This is a messenger RNA of Myxocyprinus asiaticus (Chinese sucker), 1971 nucleotides long. Its product is annotated as MRG/MORF4L-binding protein-like. The transcript has 6 exons. Bases 15 to 620 code for a protein of 201 amino acids. Gene Ontology annotation, cellular component: NuA4 histone acetyltransferase complex; nucleus. The record is from RefSeq and is a predicted model, not a curated record. Gene Ontology annotation, biological process: regulation of transcription by RNA polymerase II. Lineage: Eukaryota; Metazoa; Chordata; Actinopteri; Cypriniformes; Catostomidae.
AUCACUGGAGAAACAUGGGGGAAGAAGAGACGGUGCCAUCGGAACAGAAACAAGCAGAAACCGGCAUCUGUACACCCGAUGAAUCAGUAGUAUGGAGUCAAGAAGUAGAAGUGUGUCUUUUCCACGCCAUGCUGGGUCACAAACCUGUAGGAGUGAAUCGUCAUUUCCACAUGAUCUGUAUUCGUGAUAAGUUCAGUCAGAACAUCGGUAGACAGGUGCCAUCUAAAGUCAUCUGGGAUCAUCUCAGCACCAUGUAUGACAUGCAAGCGCUGCACGAAUCAGAAAUACUCCCCUUUCCAAACUCAGAAAAGAACUUUGCGCUGCUUGAAGAGAUCAUACAAGACGUCAAAGAAGGUAAAGUGGAAUCUGAGGAUGACAUGAAAGAGGAAUUCAAAUUAGAGAGUGACCCUCCUGCUACCCAUGAAGAAGGUCUGGGUCCCAGUACAGCUGGCCAGGAUUUUGCAAGAGCAUGUGGGGGGUAUCUGAAGCAUGGCAUGUGUAGGAUUUGUUUCAACAGGUUUGUUCAACAACAUCAACUAAUGAGAUCCAUUACAGACAAGUACACCAAUUUUUCAAAAUGUACCAUGAGCAAGGUUGAAGACAGACAACACAUGGUUUGACCUUCAAUUUGAAAAUUGUUAGCUAUUGAAAUAGACAAUCAAAGGCCAAACAGUUGGGCCUUGCAUUUUUUAUAAAACACGAUUCCAGACUGUAAAAACACCUAGGAAUGCAGUCUAGUAGUACCUAGCUAGUAACUGCUCUGACAUAACAGCAUGGUUAGAUUUUGUGAACUUAUUAUGUGCAAAGACUUAAACGUUUACAUAUCAAGUACCGAUUGUGUCUGAGACUUUGUUCUUUGUGCUGACACCAGGGACUAAAAACCGUUCAAGGAACGAAAACCGAAAAAUAUAUAUAUAUAUUUUUUUUUUUGCAAGACGUAAAUGAAAAUGGGAACAAAGUGUACCUUUCAGUUGUUGUGGAGUGAAAACAGUGUUUAAAUGCUGGUAAUGGGUUAAAAUGUUUAUUAUUUGGUUUUUUCAUGAAACUAAAAAUCAAAAAGUUAACAGUACAUUUUCAGAAUUACAACUGUUUCCUGCAAGGAAAAUGGGCUUCUCUCUUUUUAGUAAAUCAUAAGCAUGUGUUUUGAUCCUGAAUGAAACCUCUGCAGCACAUUUCUUUGGUUAAUUUUACUUUGUGUGCGUAGCCUUCUGUAGCAUGCUAAACACCUUUUUUUCUUUUUAGGCCUUACUUUGUGAUAAUGUUCAGUUUAAUAUGGCUUAUUACAGCUUAAGAGCCAAGAGUAAUGCAUGUGUUCCCUUCUGUUUACCCCGAUGUUGGUAUAAAGCUGAUUGAGGAUUUUAUUAGCUUCAGGAAAAACAUGAUCUGUGCAUGUGUUGUCUUUGGGUACACACAAAAAAAUACAAAUAAUUCAGCCACAUUAGGUGACAUUUAAUCCAACAUGCCCAUCUAGUGUGUGCAUGCAGGAGAGAGAGUAAGAGAGAGAUAUUUAGGCUAUAUUAAUUGAUGGAUGUAUAUUUGAAAUACAUUUUUAGAAUACACUUAUUGAAAAGAUGUUACUUUAUGUAGGCUUCUGUGUAGUAUGCUUGUUAUGAUUUCUAUGCUGAUAAUUCCAAACACAUUAAAAAAAAAAAAAAAAAAAAAAACAUUUUUGGGGUGAGGGAAGUCCUUUAUUUUGAGCUUGUUUGUCUGCAAACUGCUCUGAAUGAACCAAAAUCAAAAACAUUUUGUUUUAGUCGCUUUUUGAUACUUUUCAAUUGGGAUGCUUACUCUAGAAGAAACGGUAUAGCUUUUUUAUGCAAUAUUAUGAGGACAUUUUACGUUAUUACGUUGAAAAUUAUUAAUUAUUAUUAUUAUUAUUAUUACAUUUUUGUCAGUAUUGGUGAGUAUUACUUGAUAUUGACCUCAAGGAUAAUAUAAAGUGCUUAUAAGCAGCAAAUCUACAGGUAUUUG